Messenger RNA from Belonocnema kinseyi, 1348 nucleotides. RefSeq names its product TIP41-like protein. Lineage: Eukaryota; Metazoa; Arthropoda; Insecta; Hymenoptera; Cynipidae. Gene Ontology annotation, biological process: TOR signaling. The transcript has 6 exons. The record is from RefSeq and is a predicted model, not a curated record. Gene Ontology annotation, cellular component: cytosol. The coding region runs from base 187 to 1149 and encodes 320 amino acids.
CAUAUUUACGUGAAAGCGAAAUAGCGGUCGCGGUCACUAUUUUCCCGUUGUUUCUAGGAAUUAAACUAAUUCCCAUAAACUUAAUUUUUUGCCCUUAAUUAACAGUUAGUUAAUACUUUCAUGGAAAUGUGAUAAAUUGUCCUGAGAUCAAAAUUACUGCAGAAUAUCAACGAAAUUAUUCCAGCAAUGACAACGGUAAGAAUUCACGGUGGAAUCGACAUUUUACGAUUGCCGGUUAGCGAGGAAGAACACAUUUUCCCUCCUUGGUACAUAAAAUACACCCAGUCUCAUAUUCUUCACUCAAAAUGUUCAAAAACGGAAGAAGGAUGUGCGAUUGAUGAUCCAGGUUCAUGUCAAUUUUGCAUAUACAACCGAGCCCUCGAAAUGCCCCACAUGCCGGACAUGGUGUUUCCAAAUAAUAUUUUACUUUUAAAACACAAAGAUGGAGCAGCUUUGCAAUUUAAUGCCCUGGAUGCAUUAAAGACUGUUUCAAAUGGUAGAAUUAAUUUGCAAUUAGCAUGUGCGGAAGCCUGGAAGGAAUCUAGAUCAGAGAGUAAAGAAUACCUCGAAGAAAAAAUUAAGCCCUUUGACUGGACUUUUACGACAAAUUAUAUGGGAACAAUGUCGGGUUUUGAAGUCGAGGAAACCGAUGAGCGAAUAAAUGUCGAGAAUCUGAAAAGAAAGGACAAAAUUAUGUUCUAUACUGACCUGACGCUGUUUGAAGACGAACUUCAUGAUCAUGGAAUUGCUACUUUGUCUAUCAAAAUGAGAGUGAUGCCUACAAGUUUCUUCAUAUUACUUCGCUAUUUUCUACGAAUCGAUAAUGUCAUGUUACGAGUGAACGACACUCGCAUUUAUCACGAAUUUGGACAGAGAUAUCUUCUUCGAGAAUUCACGUCCAGAGAAGCAAAAGUUCAAGACAUUCGGGUUCCUUCCUCACUUUUUACCGAACCUAGUGAAAUUGCGCCGCAUCUGCCACAGACGCAAAGUUCCUAUCACAAGCUGAUAAUUGCCAUGAAAUCUGCUGUUGGGGAGUCUGCAAGUUCAAAAAAGGAAGUACCAAAAAAUCAGUGCGAUUCGGAAUCAGAAUCGAGUGCUGAGAGCAGUGCAGAAAAAACUCAAGACGCUCAAAGCAAUUCCGUAACUUAAAUUUCAAAUCGGUAUUAUUUUGGUGUUUUCAAUUGAACGACAGUCAUAUUUUUCGGCUAAAGUUCAGUCAUGUGGAAAAAAAAGAUUAUCAUGAGAGUGACCAAUCGUGAUAAGAAAACAAUUAAUUUCCAUUCGGUUGUUUACAAAUCUAUGAGUGUAACAAAUAAAUGAUUUUCAAUACAAAGACAAUAUUUGAAGC